AUGAUCCCCCAGAAGCGCCCCGCCGAGGACCUCGCCGCGACUGCUCUUGAGCACAAGAUCGCCGAGCAGCCCGCUCUCUCCAACGGCAGCGCCAAUGGCACCGGCAACGGCAGCUCCCUGGCUCCCCUGGACGCAUCCAAAUUGAUCAUUACCCGCGCUGACCCUGCCGCUCGCCCCGUCCCGGACGAAGCCACUGCGUGCUCCGGCAACGAGACCGUCUGCACUGACCACAUGAUCACCGUCUCCUGGAAUUCCUCGACCGGCUGGUCCGCGCCUGAGCUGAAGCCGUACGGACCCCUGACCCUGAUGCCCACGGCCUCGGUGCUGCACUACGCGACUGAGUGCUUCGAGGGUCUCAAGGCCUUCCGCGGCUUCGACGGCAAGCUGCGGCUGUUCCGGCCGGAUCUGAACUGCAAGCGCAUGCUCAUGUCGACGCUGCGCAUCUCCCUGCCCGGCUUCGAUCCUGCCGAGCUGGAGAAGCUCAUCAUCAUGCUCAUGUCCAUUGACGGACCAAAGUGGCUGCCCGCUUCCCGCCCAGGCUCGUUCUUGUACUUGCGCCCAGCCAUCAUCGGCACUCAGCCGCAGCUCGGUGUGCAGACGCCCAAGGAGGCGCUGCUCUUUAUCACAGCCUCCUUCAUGCCGCGCAUGGAUAGCCCUAAGGGCGGCAUGAAGCUGCACACCAAUCCGGAAGACAUGGUUCGUGCGUGGGUGGGCGGCUUCGGCUACGCCAAGGUCGGCGCCAACUACGGCCCAAGCCUGCUGGCGACGAACGAGGCGAAGGAGCGUGGCUUCACCCAGAUUUUAUGGCUGUACGGUAAGGAGGGCUACUGCACUGAGGCCGGUGCUAGCAACUUCUUCCUGGUGUGGAAGACUCCCGAGGGCAAGACUCAGUUAAUUACCGCGCCGCUCGAUGAUAAGCUCAUUUUGGACGGUGUCACUCGGAGAAGCGUGGUUCAGCUGGCCAAGGAGAGGCUUGCGGAUGAACUGGAGGUUGUUGAGCGCAAAUAUACCAUCGAUGAGGUCAUUCAGGCUCACAAGGAGGGCCGUAUUGUCGAGGCUUUCGCUGCUGGCACUGCCUUCUUCAUCUGCCCCGUUUCCCAGAUCCGCCACCGCGAUGUCGAUGUUCACAUCCCAAUGGCUCAGGGAGAUGUCGGCGAGUACACGGCCAAGAUCAAGCAGUGGAUGGCCAAUAUCAUGUACGGCAAGGAGCAGCACCCGUGGGGUGUUGUUGUUGAGGAACAGCAGUAG
This is a messenger RNA of Thermochaetoides thermophila DSM 1495, 1248 nucleotides long. RefSeq lists its product as uncharacterized. The coding region runs from base 1 to 1248 and encodes 415 amino acids. Gene Ontology annotation, cellular component: mitochondrion. Gene Ontology annotation, molecular function: branched-chain-amino-acid:2-oxoglutarate transaminase activity. Lineage: Eukaryota; Fungi; Ascomycota; Sordariomycetes; Sordariales; Chaetomiaceae. The transcript is spliced from 2 exons. The record is from RefSeq and is a predicted model, not a curated record. Gene Ontology annotation, biological process: L-valine biosynthetic process; L-leucine biosynthetic process.